Molecule: messenger RNA, 2400 nt
Organism: Trichobilharzia szidati
Lineage: Eukaryota; Metazoa; Platyhelminthes; Trematoda; Strigeidida; Schistosomatidae
Source: the annotation of a GenBank genome assembly
AAAAAUUAGUAUUUAGUACUUAUCAAAAGAGCAAUUCAUAUAUAAUAUUUUUCCAACGUUUUAUGUCCUUAAAAAAUGUGUAUUUUAUUUUUUAUAUUGUGAAUAAGUUUAAUAAUGAAUUGAAUGUUAAGUCGUUGCUUCCAGCUUGAAUGCACAACUUUCCAGUUGAUGGACUUCAUUUAGAUGGUGAAAUUGAUGACGGGAAUUAAAAUACAAACAAUAAAGUAUUAAUUACUGAAUGUCUCUAUGAUGCAGUGAAGGAUAUACAUUUCGAUAUAAUCAAAACAUAGUUUGGUGAAGAACAUACUAGGAAGCGAUUGCAAUUAUUUAAAACAACCUCUCAAAAAUGCCAACAGAGCCUCGCCAAGGACGUAAAUGUAACUCCCAUCAUCCUCAUUUCUCCGAAACGCCUCAUUUAAUGGGACGCCACUACAUUUCACAAGCAAACAGUCAACAUAAUGCGUCAGAUCGACUGUAUCAGAUAGCGAUGCAGGCUACAGUAGCUAAUGCAGAAGCGUUCAAGGGCACAGGCGAUGACAAUCGCAAAAUAAUUCAUGAUGAAGGUAUGACACCAAUGAAUAAAACAAAAUUCGACAAGACUAAUCCUUCACAAAUCAACAGCAAUACAACUACGUCUAACAAUUCAACUUCCAAGGCUAAAACAGUUCAGCUAACUCAGCAACAAUGGCAGUUGUUAACUGAUUAUCAUGAACAUGAUUUAUUUGUACGCACACGGAGUUGGAGCUUUUGUAUGGCAGUUUUAGGGAUUGGUGUUACAUUAUUUGGGAUAGGAAGCCCAGCCUGGAAAUGGAUUGGUGACAGUCGACAUCCUUAUGAACUUGGAUUGUGGACCUUAUGUUUACCAAACAAUUCUACUUGUCUUUCAAUAAUUUAUCACUUGCAGAACAACUGGAAACUUCAUACAUCGAUUAUCUGUUUACUUGGUUGCGCUUGCCUAUUUGGAAUUCUGGGCCUAGGUUUAGCUAUUACUGGAGUAUGCAAAAGUGCCUUGAUUCUUCGAUUGUAUUAUUAUCAUUCAGCAGGUGAAUGCUUUCUGGUUUCAAGUAUAACUACGAUAGCGUCUUUAAUUCUGUAUCCAAUCUCUGCAGAUGCAUGCAUCCAGAAUUUAUUAAAACUUGACAUAUUCAAAUUUAAAUCACACGAUCAAAUCACUUUGACCAACAUGAAAAUUUCUAGUAAUAAUAGCAACAGGAACUCAGGUGAUAGUGAUGAGAUGUCACUGAAAAGCAUAGGAACACAAUAUGGAUAUACAUACUUCUUGACAUGGAUUGCCGCUGUAUUCUUUUUCAAUUCUUUUGUAUGCAUGAACUUAGAUAUUUUGAUACAAUCAUUCGUUCGACCGGUGCCCGUGAUAAACCACAUAUUAAAUUAUUUAGCGCCUUGUUGGAAGUCAUCAGCAUCUUCAUCAACACGUUCACCAGUGUCAUCUCCAUCGUCUCACUCCUCAAGCUUUCAAAAUCAAGCAGCUGCACUGAAACCUAAUUAUCGUUUGACGGAGACAGAUCGAAAAACAAAGGAAGACUUAAGCAGUCGACUAAAGCUUGAAUGUAGUCCAACGGACAGCGAAAGUUCUGCUUGCAUGUCUGAUUCUCAUAAUGCCCGCACAUCACUCGAUGACAGCUUUAGAGAUGAUUAUCAACAAGCGCCUCAACAUCAAGUUUGUCCCAUACCGAAUAUAUUAUUAAGCGAUUACGACCAAGAAUGUAAGGCAAUGAAUUCCCACAUUCACCAAACGCCUAAAAGAAGUCCUUUUGAAGAUAAGGCUGAUAUAGUAAGGAUUCCAAAGACAGUGUCACAAGAUUCGGAUCAAGAGGGUGAAUGGAUCUGAUUGAAAGACUGAAGAAUUCCAUGUGCCUUUACUAAAGAAAAUAAGAAAUUUUAUCUGUUCAGUUUAAAGUAUUAGUGGUAUGUACUUGUAUUGGAAGCUCUAAAUCGCUUUAGUGAAUUCUGUAAUUAUCUUUGUUGUUGAGUGACUACUUUUAAAAGAUCAUGCUAACUAACGGGGUAUGCAGUUUUGUGUCGUAGUUACCGGCUAAGUAUCUCAUUAUAGUUGUUUUGCUGUAAAUGUCAGACAAACUUUUUGCUUGCACAUGCAUACUAUAAUUAGAAACAGACUUCACGAAAAUAAUGAUCUGGCCAUAACGUGUGAAGAAAAAAAUGAGUAUUUUCUUAUCUGUUCUCUAGCGCAGUGUACGCUUAUUUGCAAUCCUCAUUUUGUACGUGAAAUAUAUUUUUUUUAUAAAAAUGUAUAUAUUUUCUUUUUCUAUCACGUAUUUGUUUAAAUCGAAACUUUAAAAAAACACCGUUCUGCGUCACCUUGACGUAAAAUUUAACUAAUUAAGACUGAAACUCAUGACAGUAGGAAACGUUUUAUUUCUC